GUUCUUGAUGCCAAAGGAUUGCUGACUGCUGAGAGAAUCAGCUGUCCUCUCUUUCUUUCACUGUAACCUGAAAUUUGUGUUCAGACUUUAUGAUAAUUUUACUACGUGUUCCGUGUCGAAAUAAUAUAUAGAUCUAUUGAAUUGUUUAAAUUCAAAGGCCCCAUGCUUUACUGGCUUUAUCAUUUCCAUAAUGGAUAUUCAAGACAUGUUUCAUGCUUGCAAAUUGGGAGACUUGCAGCGUCUUCAGUAUCUUGUAGAGAUGAAAGAGGUAGACAUCGACACCCGGGAUAAAUGGGACAGUACACCGUUAUACUAUGCUUGCUUAUGUGGCCACAGAGAUAUUGUGGAGUAUUUGCUGGAUAAAGGUGCCAAAUGUGAGGCAAACACCUUUGACGGUGAGCGCUGCCUGUAUGGGGCAUUAACCGAUGACAUCAGAAACUUGCUGAAGAGCUAUCAUGUUAUUUCAUCGAGAACCAUCAGGAGGGAGCUGUAUGAAGAAUUUCUCAGAAGACUGCUACAGGACCGAGUCUACAGCGACGUCGUGUUCCGGGUACACGGCGAAGAGUUCCCCGCCCAUCGCUGCAUUCUCAGCGCCCGCUGCUUGUUUUUCGCCAACAUGUUCAAGACAAAAUGGCUGAACAAACCCGUGGUGGAGCUGAAUCAUUCAUUGAUGUCUGAAGGAGCCUUUGGGUCAAUCUUACAGUAUCUGUACACAGGUUCUAUGGGCGUGUCGAUGGACCUGGUGGACGACUGCCUCAAACUGGCCCGCCAGUGUCAGCUCUACGAACUCAUGACGGAGAUAGAGGACAGGAUGAAAAAGACGUUGUCCUGGGAGUCGAGCAAGCCCGGUGUGAGAGUGACCACCCUGGUGCUGGAAUCACAGGGCAGCGACGUCUUGCAGCGAGACCUGGCACAGCUGGCACACUGGGCGCUGCCUGACCAACUUAAUUCUUGGGUGGUGGGUGAGCUCCCCUUUGAGCCCGAGUCUCUGCCACUAUCGUACCCCGACAUCUGCUUCUGUGUGCAGGAACACAAGUUUAUGUGUCACAAGGUGUUUUUCUGUGGGCGCAGUGACUACUUCCAAGCUCUGCUGGAAGACCACUUCGGGGAGUGUCAGCAGGGGGAGUCGGUGCCCACGCUCAUCCUACACGACGUGUCUGUGGACGUGUUUGUGCGGAUCCUCAUGUACAUCUACACAGACUCGUGUGAUCUACACGCAGAUUUUGUGGGCGACGUGCUGAUGUGGGCGGACAUGUACCUCCUGCCGGGGCUGAAGCGACUCUGUGCCUCCUCCAUGAUGGCCUACGUGGAUCUCUCCAACGUCGUCAGUCUCAUCCGAACCGCUCGACUUUUUAACCUACCUCGGCUGGAAUCGCACUGUGCAGAGUUCAUCGCGAAUAAUUUGUCAAAGGUGAUCUCUCAAGAAGACUUCAAGGCUCUUGUGAUAGAAGAUGCCAGCAACGUGCAGCAGAGAGAGGAGACGGACAGCAUAGACAUUGUGGACGAGAUCCGCUUCUACAUCUCCAGCUUUGUGCUCACCUACAGCGAGAUGGAGGAGGCCAAUGAGAAGCUGAGGCUGAUCGACGACAUGUUGGAGGAGUUGGACAUCGAGGGAUAGAGGGAUAGGAACCAGUGGCCAGUGGUGCUAAUAACAGGGUUCUUGCGACGUCCUUGAAUUCAAGGAGUCCUUGAAAACUCCUUGAAUUUGCAUACAAGGAAAAAUCUCCUUGAAAACUCCUUGAAUUUAAGGAACCUCCUUGAAAACUCCUUGAAUUUCGCUGGAUCGAACAUUAACAAAAUGUUUGUCUGAUUGCUCUAGGUGCACAGUCAAAAACGGCAUGAAUUUCUUGACCAAAUCUCCUUGAAACUUCUUUGAAAUCUCCUUGAAUUUGGUAGGGAGUUCAUGGCAGGAACCCUGCAAUAACUAUUAUACUGGGGGGGGGUGUGGGAAGGAGAGUGAGAGAUGUUCUCUUUCUAGACCAAUGUUUGCCAACCUGGGCGACCCACCAGUGGGUGAUUUAUUCAUUUUGAAUUGAUGGGUGGUGGGUAACACCAGGGCAGUGACAGGUGUUGUCUAAUCCCCUGAUUGAAACAUGUGUAGGUGGGUGGUACAAAAAUACCAGCCUCUUACUUGUAGGUGGGAAAAGUUGGUGCUGGCUACAAAAAGGUUGACAAGCUCUGGUUUAGACUGAUCCGUCUGAUAUUUACGUGAAAGCAGUACGGUAGUGUCAGGGUCUUAGCUCACCUUUCUCAGCGGAUGAUUAGGGCUCUUGUUUCCCAUUACUGACCUGAUGUAACUUUGAAGCGAAAUUGGACAUACAAAAUGCCCAUAAAUAGACAAUAGAAAACACAAAACUAUGGAAUUUGUCAUCUCACUCAUUAACUGCUGUGUCCAAAACUCCCCAUGCUGUUUGCUAGUAUUAUUAAGCUGGUGUGGUAGUGCUAAGGUCAAGUAUUUGUAUAGUCUGAUAGGUAGAACGUCAUUUGAUGUCCAGCCUAUAAAUCUUUGAUCAUAUGAGGCUUUAUUGGUCAUUGUCAGACAUAGAUGGAAUAACUAUUAUUAUGAUUGUUAUCAUCAAGCUUGAAAGUUAAAUGUGAGGCAGUGUGGUAAAAUCAGGCGCUCGUCAAAAUAAUGAAAGUCAAGAAAUUGUCAUUUUUCCGCAGGUUAUGGAAUUAUUAUUGAAUUUCAGUUUUUUGAGUCAACACCUUUCAUGCCCUUUAAAGAACACAUUUCUGUGUGGAUUUUACUGAAAAACGCUGAUUAAAGGUAUAAAA
This is a messenger RNA of Aplysia californica (California sea hare), 2775 nucleotides long. Its product is annotated as ankyrin repeat and BTB/POZ domain-containing protein 1. The transcript has 12 exons. Gene Ontology annotation, molecular function: protein binding. Gene Ontology annotation, cellular component: ubiquitin ligase complex; cytoplasm. The record is from RefSeq and is a predicted model, not a curated record. The coding region runs from base 191 to 1618 and encodes 475 amino acids. Lineage: Eukaryota; Metazoa; Mollusca; Gastropoda; Aplysiida; Aplysiidae.